AUGUCUGAAAAAGACGCGAAGCUUGCUGCAGAAAACCAGCAGCUGCAGACACUGAUUCAGCAUCUGAAUCUAUCAGAAGAACCUAUUAAUCAAAUAACUGUGUACGAUGAAGUGAAGGUGCAAAACGAGACCACCGAGCAAACUGCUGACACAAAUGCAGGAUUAUUGCCGGACAAGAAAACAAUCGGGAGACUUCGCCACUAUCAGCGGCUGGCUUGUUGUUUUGGGAUUCUUUGUGUCAUUUUGCUGUUGGGCAUCAUCGCAGUCUGUGUCUUCUGUAAGUACACAGCACAGGAAGUCCAUGCAGAAACUCACACUGCAACAUGUGUCAAACCUCAAAGAUAUUUAGAGCUAGUCCUUAUCAUUACUAUCAAGCAUAGACAGUGGAAAGCUUGUCAGCAUGGCUGGGAACACAACGAGGCCAGCUGCUAUGCAUAUAAUAAUCCUGAUCUAGCUCAUCGGAAAACCUGGGAAGAAGCUCGAGAAGACUGCAGAGGAAAAGGUUCAAAUUUAGCUGUUGCACAUAAUCAACAGCAAAAGAAAGCAAUCAGUUUUUACAGCUUUGGUAAUUCAGGAUCUAAUGGAUACUGGAUCGGUCUGAGAGUUGAAGAUGGGAGAUGGAAGUUGGUUGAUGGAAAUGAGCUGACUGACAACUCCUGGAUAGCAUAUCCUACCGUCGGUCACUGUGUAAUAUCUGUCCAAUGCCAAGGAUGGAAAUCAGUGAGCUGUGAUGCAAAACAACGAUGGAUCUGCAAAAAGAGCACUUUAUCUGUUUAAACCCUGCAGUCAUAUUACUGAAUACUCUUUAAAGAUCAUAUCAACUGGCCUGUAAAUGUCAAACU
Centropristis striata (black sea bass) is the source of this 842-nucleotide messenger RNA. RefSeq names its product killer cell lectin-like receptor subfamily B member 1B allele B. Bases 1 to 777 code for a protein of 258 amino acids. Lineage: Eukaryota; Metazoa; Chordata; Actinopteri; Perciformes; Serranidae. The transcript is spliced from 6 exons. The record is from RefSeq and is a predicted model, not a curated record.